Molecule: messenger RNA, 1989 nt
Organism: Trypanosoma conorhini
Lineage: Eukaryota; Euglenozoa; Kinetoplastea; Trypanosomatida; Trypanosomatidae
Product: putative syntaxin binding protein
Exons: 1
Coding region: 1-1989 (662 amino acids)
Biological process (GO): vesicle-mediated transport; intracellular protein transport
Cellular component (GO): plasma membrane; secretory granule
Molecular function (GO): syntaxin binding
Source: RefSeq, a predicted model, not a curated record
AUGCAGGGAGGGCUUGUGCGGUCAACGCCGGCAGAGGAGGGGCCGCAGCACGAGCCCAGCAAUGGCAUCCGGGGCUGCGUGCGAAGAUAUAUUUUCCACCACAUGCUUGAUGCCGUUCCUGGGUCGUUCAAGGUUGUCAUCUGCGACUCGCACGCGGCGGCUGUGCUGAACUGCUCGCUGCGUGUGCAUGACCUCAUGGAGCAUGGCGUGACUCUGCUGGAGGACCUCGCGGCGCCGCGGCAGCCCAUUAUUAGUAGCCCUGCGCUCUACUUCUUUGCCCCCGAGGAGGCGGCUGUGAGGCGCGUGAUUGAGGACUGGGCGGCGAAGGACCCCUACGCGGAGGCCCACCUCUUCGCGCUGGGCUGCACGCCGGAGCGCCACCUGCAGCAGCUCGCGCAGGCCCGGGUGGCGCCGCGGGUGGUGAGUUUCAAGGACAUGCUGCUGGAGUUCAGCGCCCCCGAGUCGCUGGUGUUUCACCUGGGCAUGGAGGACGCGUUUGCGCCUCUCUUGUCGCCGCUGCCGCAGCCAACCCGCGAGUUCGUUUUGGACGUCGCGGCGUCGCGGCUGGUGUCGGUGUUUCACGUCCUGAACAGCGGAGUGCCCUUCAUCCACUACCAAAACCGAAGCAACAUCUGCCACGCUUUUGCCAAGACCUUCUUUGAGAAGCUCGCCAAGCUCUGCUACGACGAACCCGACUUCAAGAAGGGGGAAAACGUCCGCGGCAAGCCGGUCCUGGUAAUCCUUGAUCGGGGCUUCGACACGGUGGCGCCGCUGGUGCACCAGCGCACCUACCAGUGCCUACUCGACGACCUCAUGCCGCUGGAGAAUGGCGUGUACGAGCAGACGUUCAAGAAUCGCGCGGGGGAGGACGCAAAGCGGGAGUAUGCGAUUGACGAGGACGACGUGUACUGGUGCUCCUACCGUCAUCGCUUCUUUGCGCAGUGCCUGGAGGAGCUCCCGGCGGCGCUGAACGAGCUUCACGCGGAGCACCCGGCGUUGGCGCAGGGCCUGGAGAAGAGGACCGAUCUGGCGGAGUUGGGCGGGGCGGUGCGGGGCCUGCUGGAGUUUCAGGAGAAGCAGGCAAAGCUGUCGCUGCACAUCGACAUCUGCAGCAGACUUAUGGGCCUUUACCGGGAGCAGCGGCUCGCGGAGGUGUGUGAGGUGGAGCAGGACAUCGCCGCUGAGCGCAGGCCCUUCAAGGAAAACCUGGAGAGCGUGCGGCGCCUGACGAAGGACGCCGCGAUACCCGAACCGGUGCGUCUGCGCCUUCUCUUGCUGUUUGCGGCUGCGAGCAACACGGAGGAGUUCACGGAGGCCAAAAAGCAGCAGUUGCUUCAGGGCUGCGGGCUAGCCUCGAAGGCCCAUCUGUUUGCGAACCUGGAGCAGCUGACGAGGCGGGUUGGGAGGACUCGCUGCGGCGGCCCGGCGCCGGAGCGCGGCGAGCGAGCCAGUAGUCUUUCCCUCCCCAACGCGGCGACGGACGGCGACCCUUUUCUCAACCAGGCCUAUGCGAUCAUGGAAUCCGUGGCAAGGAACACGCUGAACUCGGCGGACUACCCCGCGAUGAGCUCCCCGUACGAGGCGAGGACGUCCGCGGCGGGCGGGGAGGCGGCGACGGACACAACAGUUAGGAAGAAAACGUUGCGGGUUGGGUUGUCCCUGGCAGCCAUGCGGCAGGACCAUGCGGUGGGGCAGAAUGGCACAGGCGGCGGCGGCGGCAAAUACAACGGAGCGGCAGGGGCCAAUGCGGAGCCGUUUCAAAAGGGAAGGGGCAAAGGAGAGAACCUUCUCGAUUUGGGCGGUAGUGGAGGAAUGAUUGCCCUCAGAAACCCUCAACGCAUAGUGCUGUUUGUUUUGGGUGGUGUGACCUGCAGCGAGAGGCGCGCGGCCUACGAGAUAUCUAAAAAGUACGGCCGUGAAGUGAUCCUUGGUGGCACCUCUAUGCUGCGUCCUGAAGUGUUUGUACAAGAGCUUGGCAGUCUGCGGUAA